AUGACUUGUGUAACAUCUCCUUAUUUCAUUGUAAAGGUUAAUGAGGAAGGUCAUGGUUGUUUUGUGGGGAAAAGAGGACUAAGGCAAGGGGAUCCUAUGUCUGCAUUGUUGUGUGUCUUGGUCAUAGAGUAUAUGACAAGGGUUUUGAAGAGAAUGAGUGAUCUGCCUGAUUUCAAAUUUCAUCCUAUGUACAAAGCUUUAAGAUUUACUCACUUAAUCUUUGUUGAUAAUCUCAUGAUCUUCUGUAAAGGGGGCCUACAUUCUGUGAAUAGAGUUAUGGAAGCUCUUCAGCACUUUAGUUUAGCUUCUAGAUUAGUUGCCAAUAUGGAGAAGUCAAGCAUUUUCUUUGUUGGGGUUAAUACAGCUACCAAAUAUGUUCUCCUAGAGAAGAUUGGGUUCUCGAAAGGAUCAUUUCCUAUAAUACAUUUGGGCCUUCCCUUAUCUCCAAAAAAAAUGGAACAAGCUUUAUUGCAAACUGCUGAUAUAUAG
Messenger RNA from Solanum pennellii, 489 nucleotides. RefSeq lists its product as uncharacterized. Bases 1 to 489 code for a protein of 162 amino acids. Lineage: Eukaryota; Viridiplantae; Streptophyta; Magnoliopsida; Solanales; Solanaceae. The record is from RefSeq and is a predicted model, not a curated record. The transcript has a single exon.